Messenger RNA from Belonocnema kinseyi, 595 nucleotides. RefSeq lists its product as uncharacterized. The record is from RefSeq and is a predicted model, not a curated record. NCBI's taxonomy places the organism in Eukaryota, Metazoa, Arthropoda, Insecta, Hymenoptera, Cynipidae. Bases 1 to 576 code for a protein of 191 amino acids. The transcript has 5 exons.
AUGACAGUUCGAUCCCUCGAAAAAAUUCUUUGGGUAAACAAGUGGAAGACAAAGAAAUUCAAAUGCAUUGACUUGUCUUAUUCUAUAUUAUCUGUUCUGUAUCAAAAAGUUACUAGGUACACUUGCUCUCGAGUUUUUAAGACUACAGUCUUACUUUUGUCAACGAUUCUGACACCAAUCGUCUCUAGAUGGCCGUCCCGAGAAGAGAUAAACAAUAACCUGCUAAAAUGCUUCAGUGACUUUAAACCGACGAGAGUGGUAUUAAAUUGCACUGAGGUCCCGAUUGAAAGGUCAAAAUGUUUAAGGUGUCGCAUUCGGUGUUAUUCUUAUCCCACGUAUGGCGGAAGGGAAUCAGAUCAACUGAUAUUUACGAAAUCUGAAUUAUUAGAUCGAAUUAUUAGCGGUACGGACGGCGUGAUGGUGGACAAAGGGUUUUUAAUCCAAGCGACAUAUGAGGAAACAGUAUUCAGUAAAAACAUAGCCGCAGCGAGAGUACAUAUUGAACGAGUUAAUCAGCGUAUAAAAAUAUUUAAAAUGCUUAAAAACCAUUUCCCCUGGAGUCUACUAGACUACUGAAGAUAAGUUCUGAACCUUC